AUGCAAGGUAAGCGAUGUACCUCCACUGGUCGUAAAUGCGAUGGGUACGAGUUUCCCAAAGACAGCUCCAGCGGCUCAGCGUCGACCGCUUUGUCGCCACCACAGCAGAGCCCGGUGUCUUUCCAACAUCUAUUUCAACCCAACUCAAUUUCCAAACCAUUUCAAGGCAACACUCAAGAACGUCGCAUCUUCCACCGCUUCCAGUACUGCACGGUGCCUGCAUUCGCUGGAGGUUCCGAAACCGGGUUCUGGACAAAACUCGUACUCAAAGUGGGUCACGAGGAACCAGUGGUCCGGAACGCAAUCAUUGCCUUGGGGACGUUGCAUGAGGAUUACCAGGACCGCUGUGGCAAAUACAGCCCCCAAUUGAUUGACGACCAGAGCUACCGACACGCCUUGAAGCUAUACGGGGGUGCGUUGCGCGACCUGAACCAGAGACUCAACACCCCCUCGAGCACCAACGCCAAGCUCGCCAUCAUUUCAAGUAUAUUAUUUGCCUGCUUCGAAGUUCUUCGACGCAACAAUAUGGCUGCUGUCAUCCACUAUCAGCAAGGAAUGAGAGAACUGAUCAGACAAAUGAAUCUCCCUCAGGAUAAUGACAACUCACUUACACCCUAUUCGCCAGAGCAAUCGUCCGGCUCACGGCCGACCUUUCGCGAGAUUCCUCAAGAUGAGUUGGACGAACUACUCCGGGUAUUUGCCCGCUACGAUAUUCAAGCAUGCACGUUUUCCAAGGAGCGAGCAGAACCUUUGUUGACCCAGAUUGGCCACGUCCCUCGAAUACUACCGACCAAUCUCACCUUGAGUCAAGUUCGCAACCAUCUCGACAACCUCCUUGUGUCGGUCUACCAACUGGUCAAAUCCGAUGCGCGCAUGUACCGAUAUUGGAAGAAAGAUUCUGUGCCGGUAGAGUGGCAGACUCGACGGCAAGAGGCUCUUGAUAUCUUUGAUGCCUGGAUGGCAGCUCUAGAGAACUUCUUCUCAAUACAGGGUCCAAGGCUAGGCCGUGCUGACAUCAAAAGCCUGUUGGGUCUCCGCCUGCAGAUCAAGACUGCAGUUAUGAUGCUCAAGGUGUGCGUAGAUUGUGGACCCGAAACCACAUUUGACGCAUUUAUGGACGACUUCGAGGAUAUGGUAUCCAAGGUUGAGCAGGUGACGACGGCUCUUAGUUUGGCUGAAGCAAUGCCCCUGGAAGAUGAGCUCACCCCGUUCACCAUGGAGCUGGGCAUCAUACACCCUCUCUUCUUCACGGCUUGCAAGUGUCGAGACUGGGGUAUCCGACGGCGAGCAGUGGCUCAACUCAAGAGAGCCGGCAAAGAGGGCGUCUGGGAAGGGCCCAUCAUGGCCGUCUUGGCCCGGAGAAUCAUCGAACUGGAGGAGGAAGGCGUGUCACCAGGAGAGCCGAUACCCGAGGCAAAUCGCUUCCAUGAGAUCAGGAAGAACGUUGAUUACGACAGUCGGCAAAUCCUUUUUGAGGCUACCACGGCUUUAGAUGCGGCUUGGAAGAAUUUUUCAGUCCACAGGGAGGCGGUUCCGUUCUGA
Fonsecaea monophora is the source of this 1542-nucleotide messenger RNA. RefSeq lists its product as hypothetical. The transcript has 2 exons. The record is from RefSeq and is a predicted model, not a curated record. NCBI's taxonomy places the organism in Eukaryota, Fungi, Ascomycota, Eurotiomycetes, Chaetothyriales, Herpotrichiellaceae. Bases 1 to 1542 code for a protein of 513 amino acids.